AUGCACCGGCCCGACAGCAUCUUGGAAUUACCCGAGAUAUUUAGAACAGCAGCCCAGAAUAGCCGGCUCUGGAAAUGGGAAAGAAGUCAAGAACUGGAGACGACAGGAUGUUUAGCUAAGGGUGAUGCUCAGGACCGUUUCCCUCACGAUCUGGUGUGGUCACAACGAGGUAUACCGUCUCAUCAGUAUCUCUGGAAUGGAGCUUACUAUGUCAUCCUAGACCUGGAAAUAUACGCUAGCAACUCUGACGUAUACCUCUCUGUAUAG
This is a messenger RNA of Paracoccidioides lutzii Pb01, 267 nucleotides long. RefSeq lists its product as hypothetical. The coding region runs from base 1 to 267 and encodes 88 amino acids. The record is from RefSeq and is a predicted model, not a curated record. The transcript has a single exon.